This is a messenger RNA of Closterium sp. NIES-67, 4365 nucleotides long. Lineage: Eukaryota; Viridiplantae; Streptophyta; Zygnematophyceae; Desmidiales; Closteriaceae. The record is from the annotation of a GenBank genome assembly.
GAGUCUUACUGGAGCAGUAAGUAGGUCAUACUGUCUCAGGGCGCUCCGCGAUGUAGCGAUCUAUCAUUUUAGUCUGUCUUAUCGCUUCUUUAGCUUCAUAUCUUGGCGCAAAUAAGACACGGAUGUAGCUCAUUUGCGCAUCACAUACACAGCACAAGCCAUUCUUUCCACGUUUUACGAUCUACAAUUCCGGAGUCUGAAGGCCUAUCUUUCCGUGGCUUCUCCCUCCGCAGAAGUGACCCGGCAGCAGGGAGGCCCGAGUGUGUUCCGACUCCUCGCUUCUGUGGCUCUCCCAUGCCGCCUCGCGCUGCUGACCGCAAGCUCGCCAACCUCGCUGUGAAGCGGCUGGUGUCCGACAUUCUCGACGCGCCGUGCUGUGACACGGAUGACUAUGUCUCGUACCUCAGCCACCUGUCCACCAGCCAGUCCGUUCCUCCUGCCAGCAGCCGGAAGCGCAAGACAACUGUAGACUCCCAGGGACUCUCUCCCGCUAAGCAGCGUGGCGCCGGGCACAGCAUGGACGGUCUGCUGCACCAAGUGCAGCGGCUCAAGAUGACCGAGCAAGCUCUGGCGUCCCCUUUACAGGCAUCCCCUUUACAGGCGUCUCUGUUACAGGGCGCUUCAUUACAGUCAUCUCCCUCAGACUCCAGUUUUGCGAACCCGGGCCAAGCAACACAUGAUGCAGAAGGGUCUGUUACACGGCUGGAUUCCUCACCCCCCACUGCCUCACAUAGCCAAGACCCUUCCACGGCCCCGCAGCAGCAGGAGCAUUCCCUAGGACCCACCGCAGCAGCUGUAGCACUGGCCGGAAGAGCCUCUGUAACACCUAACGUAGGAUCAGCUGUAGCAUCAGCUGUAGAAUCAACAGUAGGCUCAACAGUAGGAUUAGCAGGAGCAACACGCCUCACCCCACCACCGCCGUCCAGUGCUCGUAGAUCCCUAGACCUGAGCGGGAUGAGCCUCAACCCCCACGUGGCAACUCUUGAAUCGACUCAAAAGCCACAAUCCACCGCCCCACCGCCGCCGCCUGGUGCUCGUAGAUCCCUAGACCUGGGCGGGAUGAGCCUCAACCCUCAUGCGGUAGAGUUCGUACCCGUCUCAGGCACACCUCCCCUCCCCAACGCCCUUAACACCACAUCAGCAGCAGCAGCAGCAGCAGCAGCAGCAGGUGCAGGGUACGCUGCCUUGCUGCAGGGCGGUGCAGCAGGGUAUGCGGGCGCGGAGGAGGCGUUCGAGGAGUGCGAGGAGGACCUGUGCCGGUCGCAGUCGCACAACAGCAAUGCGUCGGACGACGAGUACCGGCGCUUCUGGCGGAACAAGCUGCCCGACGAGCUGCUCAGCUUCGAUGAGUCGCCCAAGGAGGGACGGGAGGGGAGGGAGGGGAGGGAUGGGAGGGAUGGGAGGGAUGGGAGGGAUGAGAGGGAUGAGAGGGAUGAGUUUUUGCACAGCGGCAUGGGAAUGGAGAUGGAUAUCGGUGGGGGUGGGGGUGGAGGAGGAGGAGGAGAAAGGCGAGGGGACAUGCAUCGCAGUGCCAUCAGCAUGCCUUCCUUGGACAGCACUCACAUGCCUCGCAAUGCUGCUGCUCCUCCCCCUGGGGGCCCAGAUGGCGGUUUUGACCGGCAGGGUUAUGGGUACUCGUUCCGGCAGGGCGUAGGUCCCCCUGCGGCCCAGUCUAUGGGGAAUAUUCUCGAGGAGAUUAAGUCAGACUCGGCUCUAGACCACCUAGUAGGCGUAGGAGGCACGUCUCAUAGUCUCACAGGACCCGGUCAGUACCUCCCCCAGAGGUCACCUGGCAACCCUCUCAUGGGGUCACCCAUGGCACGGCCCCGCUCCUCCUAUGACCCUUCUUUUGAUCAGCCUCGCGGCCCCUCCAAUCCGCACCUGCUGCCUCGCAACGCCCUCAGUCCUGCCUGGAGACCUUCCCCUGGCCCACCUGGGUUUUCACCUGGGCCUCCACCUGGAGGACCACCUGGCUCUGUUGGUCCCGUCCCUUCCAGCCCUGUGAUUGGCCACGGAGUGCCCCCUUCACCUAUGGGAACACCCAGCAGGUACCCCCCUUAUGGUGCGGUCAACCCUAACCUUAACCACAUGAGUCCGCAGCAGAGCCCUGCCAGGGGCCCUCCUCCCUACGCCUCGCCCGGCGGCCCUCUAUCCCGAUUUGGUGGAAGUGGUAACCCUGUUACAUCCAUGUCUAUGCCUGGUGCCGCCUCCCCCCCUCCCCCCCUCCAUCACUCAUUCAACAGCCCUGCUAGGGGCUACCCUCCCACAAAUCUAGACCAGAGGGUCAUGCACCCCCCACCGUUUGAGCUCCCAGGGCCAGCUGGGGCCGGGAACAUGGGGGGAAGGGGAGGACCAGGUGGAGGAGAUAGCAUGUGGGGAGGCAAGGGCGGAGUGGGCGGGGGAAUGAGAGAGCGAGCAAUGUCGAUGCCAGUGGGGUGGGGGCCAGACGAAGGGGUUGGUGGGGACGAUCCUGUGCACAUACUCGCUACUGAGUUCCCCAUGUUCAGUAUAAGCACCUUGGCUGAGAUCUUCUUUUCUAAUGGUGCGGACCUUCCUCGGACCAUGGAGAUUCUGACCCAGCUGCAGCUCCAGGACGAAAUGACCCUCCCAUCGCCAAACCACCGCCGCCCCCUUCCACCCCCCUCCGCGCACCCCCCUCCCCUCGACUCCCACGACUUCCCCUCACUCUCCCCCCUCGACCCCCUCCCCUCCUCCUCCCCCAUGCUCCGCCCACGCCCCUCCCCCCAAGCCCCUGACAUGCGGCCUAUGCAAGGCUCUGCUCCUGAUUUCGCUGGGGUGCUCAGGAAGCCUUUGCCCCCCUCGGCCGCCUCUCAGAAUGCCUGGGGGGGUUUGCAGGCCGAGAGGAGUGGGGGAGGGGAGGGGGGCAUGGGAGGGGGAGGGGGAGGGGGAGGGGGGUAUGAGCCUGCAGGAAGAGGAGGGGCUCAGCCGUGGCUGGAAACUGGCAAUGCUGUUGCCAACCUGUAUGGGGACAUGAGGGAGGAGGCACGGGACCAUGCCAGAAUACGAAACGCGUGCUUUGAGCAGGCCACCCAGGCGUACCUGGCGGGCAACAAGGCAGCAGCCAAGGAGCUGAGUGCGCGCGGUCAGUGGCACAACGAGCAGAUGAAGGCCGCGCAUGCCAAGGCCAGCGACGCCAUCUUCCGCACCCGCAAUGCGGCUUCGGGCUAUCUAAGCGGAGGGCCAGGGGACGGGGGAGAGGCGCGGGUGUUGGACCUGCAUGGGUUGCAUGUGGGGGAGGCGAUACCCAUGCUUAAGAGGGAGAUUGCUGCCAUGAGAAAUGCUGCCCGCUCCACCCAGCAGAGGCAGCAGGUGUAUGUGUGUGUGGGAACGGGCCACCACACCAAGGGGCGCGCACCCCUGCGCCUGCCACUGGCAGUGGAGCGGUAUCUGGUGGAGGAGGAGCGGCUGCAGUUCAUGGAGACACAACCAGGCAUGCUAAGGGUGCUGGUGUAGCUUGCUGUGUGUGCUGGUGCGGUAACACCUCUGGCUACAUGUGUUAAAGCAUGCAGUAGUGUGUAACAGAGUGCAGCAGAGUGUGGCAGUGGAGCGGUAUCUGGUGGAGGAGGGGCGGCCGCAGUUCAUGGAGACACAGACGGGCAUGCUGCAGGUGCUGGUGCAGCUUGCUGUGUGUGCUGGUGCGGUAAUGUGCAGCAGUGUGUAACAGAGUCGCUCUUACAUGAUGGUAUCUUCUGGACCAGGAUGGGAGUUCUGGUGCAGCAGUAGCUGUGCAGUGCACGAGCUACAGCCAUGCAGUAGAGUGUGCACGUGUGCCAUGAUGGCGCUGCCGCCGGUUAUGUUUCCAUCAACGGCUGACAGCACCCCAUCAGCAGCAGACGGCAUCUAAGGCUGACAACGUCAAUGGCUGACAGCAUCAACGGCUGACACCAAUGGCUGACAGCAUCAACGGCUGACUCCAAUGGCUGACAGCAUCAACGGCUGACACCAAUGGCUGGCAGCAUCAACGGCUGACACCAAUGGCUGGCAGCAUCAACGGCUGACAUCAAUGGCUGUCAGCAUCAACGGCUGACAUCAAUGGCUGUUAGCAUCAACGGCUGGCAUCAACGGCUGACACCAUCGACAGCUGAUCCUUCGAUCCCGCUCUUGCUUGUCACCUUGUUUCAAAAGGCAUGCCUUUUGAGCGGGCAGUUACACGCUGCCAAGUCGAAAUUGGGUGCUGUAUGUUCUCUGUAGUUUGUUAGUGCAUUGUUUUUCUUUUGAUGUGGCUUUAUGUACAUUGCUCUGAUGGUACGCUAGGAGGGCCAGAGUUCCUGCCAUGCCAAUAUGUGAAGUGUGUAAUGUUGCAGUUUAGUGUAGCCUCGUAAUUUUGAUUCCGAUACUUAAUUU